AUCCGCUCUCAUAAAUACAGGGAUGGUAGUCUCUGAGUGGGAAAUCUUUCUUCAGCACUGAGCCUGUAAGGUCACAAUUAAGUUUUAGCAUCAACGUUUUGAUCUUCAGUCAGUCAUGGGAGUCGCCUACAGCGUUGGAGAGGUCGAUCACCUCUACACCUUCUUUGUGGAAUGGUCCCCAGAUAUGUACGGUAAAGGCAAGAAGAAGCCUUGUAAGUCCUGCUCUCUCAAGAGGAAGAAGAACUGUCUGGUGGACAAAGACGCGGCUGCGGUGAACAAGCUCCACAAGAAGCCCGUCAACCCCCAAAAUGCAGCAAAAUGGAAGGUCAUAACGGUGAAGGACUCCAAGCGCCGCCUGAGUUUGUGUAGCUCAGUGGAAUCCGAGGAAGAGGAGAACGAGGAAUACCAGGAGGAGAAUGAAGACUCCCCCGUCCUCAGUGAUCAGAGUCAGCUGCUGGAUGAAUACCAGCUUCAAAAACUCGCUGCUCACAUGCCGGCACGGACUCAAGGAUAUCCGUGGAAUCUGGUCUACAGCACAGCCAUCCAUGGGAGCAGCCUGAAGACGCUUUACAGAAACAUGGCUGACCUGGACAGCCCUGUGCUGCUGGUCAUCAGAGACAUGCACAACAAGGUGUUUGGAGCUUUUUCCUCUGAUCCCUUCAAAGUCAGUCAGUAUUGUUACGGCACCGGAGAGACCUUCCUGUUCACCUUUCAGCCGGACUUCCAGCAUUACAGGUGGAGCGGAGAGAACUCCUACUUUGUGAGCGGCAACAUGGAAUCUCUGCAGAUCGGUGGAGGAGGGGGCGGCUUUGCCCUGUGGCUGGAUGCUGAUCUGUACCAUGGAGCCAGCUUUUCCUGUCCUACUUUUAAUAAUCCGCCUCUUUCCACACAUCAAGACUUUAUCGUACAAGAUGUAGAGGUGUGGACGGUUCGAGGCUGAACCACGACACCAGGAACACGAGCUGUCCAAUCGUGAAGCAGAACACUGGAAGCAGUUAAGCCUCUGCUUGGUCCCGAUGGAGCGUUUGCUCCUGCAGACGACCCCACCUACUGGAGACAGUUUAAUGGACUGGUUCUCUGACUGGGAUUCCUGCUUGGUUGAACUGUGAGUGUUAAAGAUGUGUAGCUGCAUCAAGUCCUGAGCUUCAGGUUCCUGCUGAUCAGAACUUCUGCUGUCAUAUUUAAGCUGCUCCUCUGUGAUCAUGGAGAAUAUUAUGACUCAAAGUUCUUGGUAAAAGUUGGUGAAAGACAAGUUUGUCAACACUGAAAACACAUUCCAGGGCAAACAUUUGUGUUUAUUGAAAAGGCAGACAUGUGUGGUGUGUUCAUUAAUGCAUCUAUGAUGCUAAGCUGUCUGUGUUUGAUUCUGUCAUGGUUGAAUUGUUUUAUGGUGAUAACACUAGUGUGAUAGGACCCCAAGGAAACUACUGAAGCCUGCGGUUGGCUGCAGGUCUGCUUGUACUCACCUUGACCUUCAUUGUACUUCCUCUUUUGUUUGUACCCAGUUCAACACGUUUGAAUUAAUAACGAUGAGGUUAAGCCGUGGAAAUGUUGACUGAAUAAUGCACAGUUUAACUCAUGGAGCUACUGCCUUAAUAUUACAUGCAUGAGUGCAUGUCGGGUUGCAAGCAUGCAUGUGGUAAAUACAUGGAUGGUAACAGUUUUACACCUUGUUUGUACAAAAUGUUAACCACUGUGUUUGAAAAACCCUUUGUGCACAAUUCAGCAGCUGGGUCUGGGUGGAGGUGUGAGCUGACCAGUACCUGGUUGGGUUUUAAUUUCUGACUCCAUUUUGAGAGAAAAAUCUAUUUGAAUAAUUUGAAUCUUUUUCAUACUUAAAGAAAAUUCCCUUAA
This is a messenger RNA of Nothobranchius furzeri (turquoise killifish), 1854 nucleotides long. RefSeq names its product nuclear receptor coactivator 7. Gene Ontology annotation, cellular component: nucleus. NCBI's taxonomy places the organism in Eukaryota, Metazoa, Chordata, Actinopteri, Cyprinodontiformes, Nothobranchiidae. The record is from RefSeq and is a predicted model, not a curated record. Gene Ontology annotation, biological process: response to oxidative stress.